This is a messenger RNA of Cutaneotrichosporon oleaginosum, 954 nucleotides long. RefSeq lists its product as uncharacterized. Gene Ontology annotation, molecular function: nickel cation binding. The record is from RefSeq and is a predicted model, not a curated record. NCBI's taxonomy places the organism in Eukaryota, Fungi, Basidiomycota, Tremellomycetes, Trichosporonales, Trichosporonaceae.
UCGCCCAAUCUUCCGCCCGGCACUGGACACGUCCACCUCUCCGGCCCGCCGCGGUCGCCACGCGCCUACUUCAUCACGAACCACGCCUCGUACCCGCUCAAGCUCCUUGCCCCGCGCCCGCUCCCAUCACAGCCUGCAAAUGUUGCACUUCUCUACACUCUCGCGUACGGCGGAGGCCUGGUCUCCGGCGAUUGUGUGCAGCUCGCGUGCACCGUUGACGCGGGACAGGUGCUGGUAAUGCGCACGCAAGGCAGCACGAAAGUUUACAAGCACCGCCGCGGGCUGCGACCCGCCGCGCACGGUAUCUCUCCUGCCCUGGCAGCUGCCGUGAAGCAGGGUGCAGAGGCGCCAUCUGUCCGGCAGCGCAUGCAUGUUACUCUGGGGAGUGGCGGGACAUUUGUGCUUCUCCCAGAUGCACUGAGCCCGUUCCGAGGGAGCCGGUACGUCCAGGCCCAACGGGUCUGUCUGCCAGAAGAUGGAACGGGCAGCGUGCUCCUCCUCGACUGGAUCAACUCUGGCCGUGGGGACCGCCCCGCCGAGGAGGAGUACUGGGCCAUGGAGUACUACGCGUCCACCAAUGAGCUCGUCUUUGGUAAUCGCGUCCUCGCGCGAGAGCGCAUGAUCCUCGACAAUGGAAAGCACACGGGCGACUCGCUGUCGCCCACCGCCCGCCGCCUCGCACCAUACCACGUCUACGCAACAGUUCUUGUGUAUGGGCCGCAGUUUGCGCGCCUGCGCGCACAUCUUGAUGCGCUCGGCGACGCAACGAGCCAGUUCCAGGUCCCGCGCGCCCCGGGACUGUUGUGGUCCUACUCUCCCCUUAGCGAAGUUUGCGGGAUGGUCCGAGUGGCCGGUCUCGAGGUCGAGGACGUGCGUGACUGGAUGCGCGGCGCAUUCGAGGAGGGCGGUGUAGCCGAGCUCGUCGGGCCGGGCUUGUGGCCGCGGUGCAUUUAG